This is a messenger RNA of Vigna unguiculata (cowpea), 3531 nucleotides long. Lineage: Eukaryota; Viridiplantae; Streptophyta; Magnoliopsida; Fabales; Fabaceae. The record is from RefSeq and is a predicted model, not a curated record.
UACUAUUACCAAAUAUUAUAAUAUUGUUUUCAUUAAUUUCUUACACCUAAUGAUCAUUUUCUCUUAUUCUAUAUUUUCAUGUUUUUUUAAGACAAAAAUUAUUUAACUUUGAGUAGGUGGAAAUUGAAUAAAAUAUUUUUUCUCAUAUUGUUAGAACUUCUUUAAUUCGUGGACAAAGAACAUAAUAUGAUCUAUUCAUGAUCAAAUUGGUGAGUAAUGAUUCACUUUUCAUAAAGAUCACAUCAAUAUCCUACUUGAAACAAAUUUAAAAUUAUUUUUUAAAUUUGAUGUGUUUAACGCAAUCUAUUCAUUUUUUUUGUCUUUAUGUCCAAAAAAACAAUUGGGUCUCAUAAUUUUCUCUCUUCAUCUCUUCUUUUUAGACUAAACAACCAAAAUUAGUUACCUUUUUCACUUUCUCUUUAUUACACUAAAGCUUACUUAAUAGAUGACUUUGAAGAUGAGAAAAAAAAAUUGUUUGAAAGGGUAACUGUACCUGAUUGGUAUUAUUUCGGUGCGAAAUCAGACGAUCUCAAGCACCCUCUGUUCCUCCCUAGACUUCUCCUGGAUCUCCCUACCGUCUGCACUCCGGGAGUGGGGGUACCUGCAGGCACUCCGAUGCUCAAGUUAGAGAGAGAUUAUGGGGUGUAGUAGGUUAGUGAGAAAAGCGUACCUUUACCUGUUCACUAGGCCUUAAUUUAUACUAAUUUCUUAAUGGACCUGUUAUUAAUAUUUGCGGGCCGUUUGUAUUUGAGGAUCGAUUCCUUCCCUUUCUGACUGAAGUUGCACGCAUCGGUUCUUUCCUUAUUGGCUGGAAUUGUUCUUAUGUGCCUUUAAUAAAGAUCAGUUUUUUCCAUUCUAAGAUUUGUCCGUCUGUACUUUUGUCAAAGAUCCACUCCUUCCUUUUUGGGGUUUGGCCGUCUGUACUUCUCACAUAUCAACUCCUUCACUAUUGGGGUUUGGUCGUCUGUUCUUCUCAAAUAUCAACUCCUUCCGUCUGUACUUCUCACAUAUCAACUCCUUCCUUCUGUACUUCUCACAUAUCACUUCCUUCAUUUUUGGGGUUUGAUUGCAUGCUGCCCCUCUGUAACACAUGUUCCGCCUGCUACCCCUUGGGCCGGGGUGUACUCGGCCAAGAGGGCCGGGGAGUACACGGCCACUACGCUUAUUGGGCUGCCAGCGUUGCGCUGGAUCCAAGCCCCCGCGGUUGGGCCAUCACAUGGGGACGCUCCUACCUGGGCCGGGAUGAUCCCGGCCAGUUUCCCUUUGUUGGGCCGGGAAGUACCCGGCCAUACACUAACACCAGCCCCCCUAGGCUCGUAGUGAACAAAGUUCACAAGAGGCUAUGAUGUGUUGCCUUUGGAAAUGGUGUUGAGGCGUCCCCAACCACCUGUGUUUAUGAUACUUGUUUUAAUUAUGGGGAAAGGGAAAGUAUUUAACUUGGCUCGUCGUUCGAGGCUGUCUUGUCAUAAUAAUGAGAUGGUUUAGGUGGGGAGUUUUAAAGGAGAUGUGCCGACAAUCGUUGGAUGGAACGAGAUCUCAUGGUGAUGAAGGGGUUACUUUUGUGAGAGUGGUCCACUAUAAAUAGAGGUGAGGUCUUGAUGUUGUGAGGCAAAGGAUUCAUUUAGGAAGUGAGCCACCACCAGCCGAGCCUUUCCUGUCUACGCCAUCCCAGGUAUGUCGUCCUCCUCUGCUUAUUAUCUUUCCAAUAGGCAUAGCGAUUCUGAGGAGGAGGGGACCAUGUCUGACUCCCCGUGUAGUGAUAGUGUGCAGAGGGACGAUGAGGACUCUGUGGGUGCCGAGGAGUUCUCGGCCUGCGUCACCCGGGGUACGAGUGGGUAGAUCCCCGGGUGAAACUCCCUUUGUCUAGGUUUAGUAAAUCUGCCACCAUAGUUGAUUUUCGUAAGAAGUAUGAUAUUCUAGCUGAUACAGUAGACGAUCGUAUUAUUAGUGUAAAGCGAGCCAGGAGUGGGGAUAAUGUGUGUCACGGUCGAGAAGGUCAUUCGCGUGACUUUUUCUACAUGUACUCUACCUUAGUCUCUGAUUUGCAUGUGCGUCUUCCCUUCGAUGACUUUACAAUGGGAGUGCUACGGGUGCUGAAUGUACCACCCACCCAGCUGCAUCCUAAUAGUUGGGCGUCCCUUCAAGCGUUCCGACUGGUCUGUCGAGUGUUCCAUUUGAGACCCUCCCCGCAGGUUUUCUUGCAGUACUACUGUACGCAUCCGGGGGAUCUGAUUAGUUGGUUGUCUCUAGUGGGUCAAAGUCACCAGUGUUUACUUGCGUCUUAUACGCAAUCUUUUAAAAGGUUUAAGACUAGUUUCUUUAAGGUAGUCAUUCGGUCCGCUGGGGCUAGAUAUUUUUACUUUGAAAAUGGCGAGCCCAAAUUCUCGUUCUACUGGACCAAACAUCCCACCCCCUAUCGAGUUUGGCCGAGAGCAUCCCUUACCCAGGAGGAUCUGUAUAUGCUAUCUUAUUUGGACCAAUUGCCCAAGAAACUCUCCUCCAAGAAAAUUAUUGGUGUGUUUAGUUCCUCUCGUCCGCGCGAUGACCUUUUCGAUAUCAUGGCUGCUGUUGGUCCUUCUAGCAAAGAAGUGUUUCUGGAACUGAGGAGGAAAAAGCUAGAGGAGAAGAAGAGGAAAGGAGGUGAGAGUGCUAGCCAUGUUCCCGUGGAGAUGACUUCCCAAAAGGGCGACCUGAUGCCUCCUGCCGCGGCGAAGAAGAAAAGCAAGCGUAGGGAUUGUACCGCAAGGCCGAGUACUCCCCGAUCAUCCUCCCCCAAGAAGUCUCGAGGCACUUUCUCUGCUGAUGGCGCGGCUGACGCUUUGUCUGCGAUGUUUGAUGCGCAACUCAAAAUCAACCAAGGCAUAGAGGUUUCCUUAUCAUCGGAGGAGGCUGAGAUUGUUUCAGCCAUGCGUCCUGAGAUUGUGCUAUAUGCGCUGAAUGAAUUUCAUGCCAGGGCGAUGGUGAUGGGUCGCCAUCUGAACAUAGUGCUAAGCCAACUACCAAAGACAAGCAAACUGGCUGCUGAAAUAGAGAGUUUAUAGAGGGAAUUAGCUGAGGCCAAUAACAUGAGGCAAGAGGUUUCACUUCAGUUGGGAAGUGUGAAAAAUGAGCGAUCUCAACUGCUAGCAGAGCGUAAUGUCUUGAAGACGCGCUGCAGGGAUUUCGAGAAGAAAGAUGAGGAUUCCCAGGCGGCCUUGGAGCGUCUAGAGGAGGAGCUGGCGAUUGAGAAGAGGGAUAACGCUGAGAAAGCUGGCCGGAUUUACCAGUUGGAGGGGUACGUGAUGUCCCAGCAUGAGGAAGGUUUUCACAAGGUCCUGUGCCAGGCUGCUCACUAUUUUAACUUUGACGCGGGAGAUGGCGUUUUAAUAUUGAUGAGAAUGUGUACCAAGAUUCCGUCAUAGCUGUGGAGGACAUCCCUGCUGCUGGGCAACAAAAACCUACUGCUUCCCCCGAGGAUUGAUAUGUUAUUUUGUAUUUUCUAGUUUUUAGAAACUAUUUGUCGAGCUUUGAUUUUCUACUUGUUGGACAUGU